Messenger RNA from Erinaceus europaeus (western European hedgehog), 2003 nucleotides. RefSeq names its product transmembrane protein 184C. Bases 4 to 1416 code for a protein of 470 amino acids. Gene Ontology annotation, biological process: transport. The record is from RefSeq and is a predicted model, not a curated record. Gene Ontology annotation, molecular function: transporter activity. The transcript has 2 exons. NCBI's taxonomy places the organism in Eukaryota, Metazoa, Chordata, Mammalia, Eulipotyphla, Erinaceidae.
AGUAUGCGAGGCGCCCUGACAGCCAGAAAACAGAGCUGCCCGAUCCAGUCUCCCUGGAGCUCCUUCUCCUUGCUCCGCGGAGCCAAUCUGCGCGGAAAGAUGCCUUGCACCUGUACCUGGAGGAACUGGAGGCAGUGGAUUCGACCUUUGGCGGUAGUCGUCUACCUGGUGUCCAUAGUGGUGGCGGUGCCCCUGUGCGUGUGGGAGCUGCAGAAACUGGAGGUUGGAAUACACACUAAGGCUUGGUUCAUUGCUGGAAUCUUUUUGCUGUUAACUAUACCUAUAUCACUCUGGGUGAUAUUGCAACACUUAGUACAUUAUACACAACCUGAACUACAAAAACCAAUUAUAAGGAUUCUCUGGAUGGUACCCAUAUACAGUUUAGAUAGUUGGAUAGCUUUGAAGUAUCCCAGCAUCGCCAUAUAUGUGGACACCUGCAGAGAAUGUUAUGAAGCUUAUGUGAUUUACAACUUUAUGGGAUUCCUUACCAAUUACCUAACCAACCGGUAUCCAAAUUUGGUACUAAUCCUUGAAGCCAAAGAUCAACAAAAACAUUUUCCUCCUUUAUGUUGCUGCCCACCAUGGACUAUGGGAGAAGUAUUGCUGUUUAGGUGCAAACUUGGUGUAUUGCAGUAUACAGUUGUCAGACCAUUCACCACUAUUGUUGCUUUGAUCUGUGAGCUGCUUGGUGUAUAUGAUGAAGGGAACUUUAGUUUUUCAAAUGCUUGGACUUAUUUGGUUAUAAUAAAUAAUAUGUCACAAUUGUUUGCCAUGUACUGUCUCCUGCCAUUUUACAAAGUACUGAAGGAAGAACUGAGUCCAAUCCAACCUGUUGGCAAAUUUCUUUGUGUAAAGCUAGUGGUUUUUGUUUCUUUCUGGCAAGCAGUAGUUAUUGCUUUGUUGGUAAAAGUUGGCGUUAUUUCUGAAAAGCAUACGUGGGAAUGGCAAACUGUAGAAGCUGUGGCUACAGGACUCCAGGACUUCAUUAUCUGUAUCGAAAUGUUCCUCGCGGCUGUAGCUCACCACUACACUUUCUCGUAUAAGCCGUACGUCCAAGAAGCAGAAGAGGGCUCGUGCUUUGAUUCCUUUCUUGCCAUGUGGGAUGUUUCAGAUAUUAGGGAUGAUAUUUCCGAACAAGUAAGACAUGUCGGAAGGACAGUCAUGGGACAUCCUAGGAAAAAAUUCUUCCCCGAGGAUCAAGAUCAAAAUGAACAUACAAGCUUGUUAUCAUCAUCAUCACAGGAUGCAAUUUCUGUGGCCUCCUCUGUGCCACCUUCACCUGCAGGUCACUACCAAGGAUUUGGACACACUGUGACUCCCCAGACCACACCUACGACAGCGAAGCUAGCUAAUGAAAUAUUUAGUGACAUUACAGAAGACAAGAGAGAACCUUCAGAUAAAUCUGUGGCCUCCUGAAGAGUAUGUGAAAGCAAACUGUGUUACCAUAUUACUUACUACUUGGUGUCCCACUGUUCAGGAUUGUGUGGUUGGGACAAGGCAUAAAUGAUGGAAACUUUCAACAGAAAGGCGAACACCAGACCAGAAGAGUUGUGUGCUUGCUGCUCUGCAUAAGCAGUAUCCUUAGAAAACCACACUUCACUGCUUCACUGUGAUGCUGACAUUGCUUUUGUGGUGUUGGACGCUGAGUACAAGUUCCUCUCCUAUUUCCACCUGGAUGGGAUUCUCUAAAACAACUGCAGCUUGCUUCCAGUGGGAAGCCUCACUUGAAGUGUCCAACCAAAUCUCAUCAUCAAGAUACAUCUGAUACCAAAAUGGGAUGGCAGUCAGUUGUCCAGAUUUGCAGAUGGGCACCUAUGACAAUUAAGAAACCACAACAAUUUCAUCAGUGUAAAAGGGUAGGCUUGAAUAAGUCUUAGUCUUUUUUAAUCUAUUUCCAGCUUUUAUAAAGAAGUGUUUAACCACCUCAAUCAAAUCAACAUUAUUUAUGAAUAUAAUUUACCCUCGCCUGAAAAAUUAAUAAAUCAUGAAAGUGGCAAAAAAAA